This is a messenger RNA of Oreochromis aureus, 1334 nucleotides long. RefSeq lists its product as uncharacterized. The record is from RefSeq and is a predicted model, not a curated record. NCBI's taxonomy places the organism in Eukaryota, Metazoa, Chordata, Actinopteri, Cichliformes, Cichlidae. The coding region runs from base 1 to 1212 and encodes 403 amino acids. The transcript is spliced from 2 exons.
AUGGCAGCUGUCGAGCUAGAGCUUGAAGAGAGAGUCUCCCUACUCUAUUUACUGUGGAGAGCAGAGCAGCGGCGUAAAAGACGUCCUCGCCGUACCUGGGUCCAUCAGCUCCUCCAGAGGCGUGAGCAGUUUGGUGAGUUUCACCAUUUGCUCCAGGAGCUGCGCCUAAAUGACGGCCGAUUCCAGCGAUACCACCGUAUGUCACCCGGCCAGUUUGAGGACCUGCUUUCCCGCGUCGGUCCCAGGAUCGCCCGCCGAGACACCAACUACAGGCGCUCAAUCCCACCUGCAGAGCGGCUGUCCAUCUGCCUGAGGUUCCUUGCCACCGGGGACUCCUUCAGGACCAUCGCGUUCAGUUUCCGAGUUGGUGUGUCCACGGUGUGCCAGAUCAUACCCCAGGUAGCGACGGCCAUCUGGGACUGUCUAGUGGACGACUUCAUGGCUGUGCCUUCAACUGCAGACUGGCGGUCCAUUGCAGAGGGAUUCCAGGAGCGCUGGAACUUCCCCCUCUGCUGUGGAGCUCUGGAUGGGAAGCACGUCCAGAUGAAGGCACCCCCCAACUCAGGAUCCAUGUUCCACAACUACAAGGGAACUUUUUCCAUUGUUCUCCUUGCGGUUGUGGAUGCAAGGUAUCGCUUCCGCAUCAUUGAUGUUGGGGGGUACGGGAGGACCAGCGACGGUGGUAUUCUGGCCAACUCCACCUUUGGUCAGGCCCUUCGGGCUGGGACUCUCCAUCUGCCACCUGACCAGCCUCUACCUGGCGGCGAACACCGUGGAGCCCAGCCCCAUGUCUUUGUGGCUGAUGAAGCGUUCCCACUGCGGCGUGAGCUCAUGAGGCCAUUCCCUGGACGCCUCCUCCCUCUAGAGAAGAGGAUCUUUAACUAUCGCCUUUCCAGGGCCAGGAUGAUAGUGGAGGGUGCCUUCGGUGCCCUCUCCUCACAGUGGAGAUUGUAUCGGCGCCCCAUGGAGCUCCGUCCUGAAAUUGCAGAGAAGUGUGUGAAGGCAACGUGUGUCCUCCACAAUUUCCUGUGCUGUUUGGAUGACAGAGGGGCAGCUGCUGUGAGGGGUGUGGCACCUGCUGUGGUGGAGCCGUUGCAAGGCCUGGGUCGUGUAGCAGCAAACCACUCCUCCAGAGAGGCUGUCCUGGUGAGGAAGAAAUUCAUGGCCCACUUCUCGGCGGAGGGAGCUGUGUCUUGGCAGCCAAAGGAGUAGCCUGUUUGAAGUCCGAGUGACUCCCCCACAACGGCUCUUUUAAGAGCCACCCACAAACCUCCAAAGAGUGUUCCUGUCUUCUUAUAUUUGUCUUAAUAAAUGGAGCUCCACUCCAAAAUAAA